Chroicocephalus ridibundus (black-headed gull) is the source of this 3881-nucleotide messenger RNA. It is a transcript of the gene SEPTIN11, whose product is annotated as septin 11. Gene Ontology annotation, molecular function: GTP binding; molecular adaptor activity; GTPase activity. Gene Ontology annotation, biological process: cytoskeleton-dependent cytokinesis; intracellular protein localization; cilium assembly. The coding region runs from base 124 to 1413 and encodes 429 amino acids. NCBI's taxonomy places the organism in Eukaryota, Metazoa, Chordata, Aves, Charadriiformes, Laridae. The record is from RefSeq and is a predicted model, not a curated record. Gene Ontology annotation, cellular component: microtubule cytoskeleton; septin complex; septin ring. The transcript has 10 exons.
CCGCCUCGCCGCCCGGCCCCUUUGCAUUGCGCAUGGGCCCUCCCCGCCGGGUGGCCAUGUUGCAGCCCUAGCAGCCAGCGCAGAGGCGGCGGCGGGCCGGGGAGCGAAGCGAAGUGCACCGCGAUGGCCGUGGCCGUGGGGAGACCGGCGAACGAUGACCUUAGGAACCUGUCCCUCUCUGGCCAUGUGGGCUUCGACAGCCUCCCUGAUCAGCUGGUCAACAAGUCAACGUCGCAGGGCUUCUGCUUCAACAUCCUCUGCGUGGGCGAAACUGGCAUUGGCAAGUCAACGUUGAUGGACACUCUGUUCAAUACCAAGUUUGAAAGUGAACCUGCGACGCACAAUGAGCCCGGUGUGAGAUUGAAAGCCAGGAGUUACGAGCUCCAGGAGAGUAACGUCCGUCUGAAGCUGACUAUUGUCGACACAGUUGGAUUUGGCGAUCAAAUUAACAAAGAUGACAGCUACAAGCCUAUAGUAGAAUAUAUCGAUGCGCAGUUUGAAGCCUACUUGCAAGAAGAGCUGAAGAUCAAACGGUCCCUGUUCAAUUACCACGACACCAGAAUUCACGCCUGUCUGUAUUUCAUUGCACCAACCGGACACUCGCUGAAGUCCCUAGACUUGGUCACCAUGAAGAAGCUUGACAGUAAGGUGAACAUCAUCCCUAUCAUUGCCAAGGCUGACACCAUUGCAAAAAAUGAGUUGCACAAGUUCAAGAGCAAAAUCAUGAGCGAGCUGGUGAGCAACGGCGUCCAGAUCUACCAGUUCCCGACAGAUGAAGAGACGGUGGCGGAGAUAAAUGCCACGAUGAGUGUCCAUCUUCCUUUUGCUGUGGUUGGCAGCACUGAAGAAGUGAAGAUCGGCAAUAAGAUGGCAAAAGCGAGGCAGUACCCCUGGGGUGUUGUGCAGGUUGAAAACGAAAAUCACUGUGACUUUGUGAAGCUGCGGGAGAUGCUGAUCCGAGUGAACAUGGAGGAUUUGAGAGAGCAGACGCACACCCGACACUACGAGCUGUACAGGCGCUGCAAACUUGAAGAGAUGGGGUUCAAGGACACGGAUCCAGACAGCAAGCCGUUCAGUCUCCAAGAGACUUAUGAAGCAAAGAGGAACGAAUUCCUGGGUGAGCUCCAGAAGAAGGAGGAUGAAAUGAGGCAAAUGUUUGUCAUGCGAGUGAAGGAGAAGGAAGCAGAGUUGAAGGAAGCAGAGAAAGAUCUUCACGAAAAGUUUGACCAUCUAAAGAGGACUCACCAAGAAGAGAAGAAAAAAGUGGAAGACAAAAAGAAGGAACUUGAGGAAGAGCUGAACAACUUUCAGAAGAAGAAGGCAGCAGCUCAGCUAUUACAGUCACAGGCUCAGCAGGCAGGUUCUCAACAAACCAAGAAAGACAAGGACAAGAAAAAUGCAAGCUUCACAUAAAGCCUGUCAAGCCAAGGAUGUUCCUGCAUUCACCUGCUUUUGCAGUAAUGUGUCUCUGCCAUCUGUUUUCUUUCUUUUUUUAUUUUUUUUUUAUUUUUUAACAUGAAUAACUAUUAACUCAUCAAUAACACAGUGGGAACAAGGAGGAAGAAGGAUUGGGUACAGGACUGUAUGCAACUGGAAGUUCAGGGGCGGGUGGAGGGGCAAGGUAAUGAUACCAUGUAUUUUUCUGGUCAAAACCAGCAGCAGUAAAUAAUUUUUGGCCUUAAGUUCGAGCUGAGGGUCAGAGUUGGAUGUCAGCAACUCGGGUGAGCGUCAUUGGGUGGAUCAGGUCCUUGGUGCCGCUAGCCUGCCUGGCUCUCGGGGGGCUGGCUGCGAUAGCCCUGUGCUGAAGGGGGGGUUCCUGGGGCCACAGAAAUCAGCGGUCCGAGGUCACAGCCCAGUCCCCAGUGUGGCUAAACCCUGGAGUUUAGUCCAACGUAUAUUCCUUCAAUAGCUAAUGAGUUAGAGCAAUAUGAGUCCCGCUGCUGGGGGUUGUGGGGGGGGGGGGUGUAUGUGUGUGUAGAUAACAAAAGUAUAACUGACCUUGCAUGCCGUUACAUUUGCAUGAUAUUUUUUAUUAGUUCCUGUUUUUGUUGUCUGACUUGAUCAUACUAGUGGGCUUGGAUUUGUUGUCAUGUGCUGGCAUAUUUUUACAGCCGCCCUUCCGGUUCCGUGUAGUAGCUACCCGCUGAAUGCUGCGGUGGGAACCCAGCGGCGCUGCAGGUGCCUGGGAGAAGGACGGUUUCUCAUUAUGGCUUCCCCUGUGUUACUUGCCUGACCGUAACCUUUGACGCCUCACUUAAAAUAGUACCUGGUUUCCCACGUGCAUCACCUUAGCAAGACUUAGCGGCCCUUAGGGAAUCAAAUGCCCGGGGAGGGGGGGGACACCAUAGCCUUCAACGUUCUCGUAGAGCCUUCAGGAGGAUUUCUGCACAAACUUAAACACUUGCAAAGCCGUGGGAUCCCGAAUUUCAUGUUAAGGGCGAGAGGGUGUCUGGACCCUCCAUGUUACCACCAGCCCCCCUGCCCCAGGGACAGCGUCCCAUUCGGAUGUCCCUUGAAAUCUAAGACGAUUUAACGUACACCAGGCCUCGCUCUGUGGCCAGCACGGUGUGGAAAUUGGUCCGUUUAAUGUGUAUUUUCUAUGCCAUUGCUUUUCGGACAGGGUCUUUCCCUUCCUUCCCAAGAAGUGGCGGGCCAUGCUUACCUUAUGACUUCUGGAUUUCUUUCUCUUCUGCUGAUGUACAGCCAGCAUUUCCACUGCUCCUAGCUAGGUAGUCUACUCUUUCUUUCUUUAAAGCACUCUUAAAAAAUAACUUUCUCCACCUAAGUCUUACGCACUGCAGUUCUUUGCUUGUUUCUGGGAUGGAAUUUCUGCCCCUCUGGAGGAAAAAAAAAAAAAAAGGCAGUACUAUCACUGUUUCUGAAGUGUUGGAUUGAGAAACGUUUGGGGGUUAGCUUUUGGGCUGUCUUGCCUUUUAACCCUCACUGCUUAAACAUGGCUUUGGGAAGAGGAGAUCUAACUAAGAUGCCUUGGUCAGAUAGCAAAAAUCUAUUGGAGAUAAAUAAGCUGGAAAUAAAAUAGUUGAACCUUUUCUCUUUUUUUUUUUUUUUUUUUUGUUUGGGUUGGGCUUUGGCUUUUUUCCCCUUAAAUCACACGUCCUGGUCUUAACAACCAUGCUGCGCUUUUUGCCAGGUUAAGCAGGUUUGCUAGGGGGUUAUUUGGAAAAAUGAAAGUAUGGUUCUUGUGGCUUCUGGCAAACCCAGCUUUAAAAUGUUAUCAAGGAAGAAUUUUGUGUUUUGGCAUGUUUUGUUUUUGUUUUGUUUGUUUGGUUUUUUUUUUACAGUCACAUCAUAUGCACAUCACUGAAUGCUUGUGGCAGUAUGCUUUGCUUCAGCUAUCUCUGUGCGUGUCCUCUUUUUAUUAACCAGCAUUUUGUGCCAAGUAGAAGACUUAAUUUUAGCAUUUAUUUGUCCUGCUUCCUUUAACAGCCCUUCAAGGGACGUUUGGCAGGGGAAAUCAGCUGAGUCUGGCUAUAAUUUUUUUUUUUUUUUUGACAGAAAGCUGUGGCCAAGUGCAUUAAUGUAUUUUUGGUUGGGUUUCUUUCUCCAGCAAAAAGCGAGCUGUUUUGGAGAAACUGGGAAUGAACUGUAAGCUUUAAAAAGCUAAAGGUGCUGUUUUGGUUUUUUGCCAGAGGAGAGAUGUAAAUGACUUUUUUUUUUUUUUUCCUCCUUAAACCCUGGGCCAUGUUUAGCUUGUUACUGCUGGCACUUCUUUCUCCUCUUCACUUAGGCCUUUUUCCGCAGUAGCCCCUGAUUCUGCAUGGAGUAAAUGAUACACUCAAAUCUAGUUGGAUGUGCUUUCACCUUGCAUGUAAGUACAGCAGCAAGAGACUCCCCCUUCCUGCCUCACUACUGAUAUGAAA